CGCGCCAGCUUCAGCACCGUCAGCUGUCCGCAGCUGGGCCGCCUGCAGGAGGUGCUGACUAUUCUGAUGCUGAAUUUCCAAUUGCCUUGACUAAAGUAGAAACUUUGUAUGGCUUGGAUGACUUACAUUUCACAUUGGUUUGAGCAAGAUGACUGGUAUGAAGGACUACAAAGAGCAAAUAUGUCCCAGGUAAGGCAAGUGGGAUUGCUGGCUGCUGGAUGUCAGCCAUGGAAUAAGGAUGUAUGUGCUGCCAGUGGAGACAGAUUUGCCUAUUGUGCGACUCUGGCUAUCUAUGUUUAUCAGUUGGAUCACCAUUAUAAUGAAUUCAAACUUCAUUCAAUUAUGUCUGAGCAUAAAAAAACAAUCACAGCAAUCUCUUGGUGCCCACAUAACCCUGACCUGUUUGCAAGUGGCAGUACCGAUAAUUUAGUGAUCAUUUGGAAUGUUGCAGAACAAAAAGUCAUUGCUAAACUCAACAAUACAAAAGGAAUACCUGCCUCUCUUAGCUGGUGUUGGAAUGCAGAUGAUGCUGUAGCAUUUGUUUCCUACCGAGGCCCACUGUUCGUUUGGACCAUUUCAGGGACAGACAGUGGAGUAAUUGUACACAGAGAUGCUCAUAGUUUUUUGUCUGAUGUCUGUAUGUUCAGAUGGCAUCCUCACAAAAAGGGGAAAAUUGUGUUUGGUCAUAUUGAUGGAAGUCUGUCAAUUUUCCAGCCAGGUAACAAAAAUCAGAAACAUGUUCUGAGACCUGAAUCUCUUGAAGACACAGAUGAAGAGGAUCCAGUCACGGCCUUGGAAUGGGAUCCACUAUCUACUGAUUAUCUACUUGUGGCUAAUUUGCAUUAUGGAAUUCGCCUAGUAGAUUCUGAAUCACUUUAUUGCAUAACCACAUUUAAUUUUCCAACUGCAGCAGCUUCUGUACAGUGCUUAGCCUGGGUUCCCAGUGCUCCUGGAAUGUUUAUAACUGGAGAUUCUCAAAUAGGUGUUUUGCGCAUUUGGAAUGUUUCAAGAACUACACCUAUUGAUAAUUUUAAAUUAAAGAAAACAGGAUUUCACUGCUUACAUGUGCUUAAUUCUCCUCCUAAGAAAAAAUUUUCAAUCCAGUCUCCAACCAAAAAUCAUUAUACAUCCUCAACAAGUGAAGCAGUUCCACCCCCAAGCUUGACCCAGAAUCAAGCAUUUUCUCUUCCUCCGGGUCAUGUUGUGUGCUGUUUCUUAGAUGGUGGAGUAGGACUUUAUGAUAUGGGAGCCAGGAAGUGGGAUUUUCUUAGGGAUUUGGGACAUGUGGAAACUAUCUUUGACUGUAAAUUCAAACCUGAUGACCCAAAUCUUUUAGCAACAGCUUCAUUUGAUGGCACUAUAAAAGUCUGGGAUAUAAACACAUUAACAGCUGUAUAUACUUCCCCGGGUAAUGAAGGAGUUAUUUAUUCCCUUUCUUGGGCACCAGGUAGUUUAAAUUGUAUUGCUGGGGCAACUUCCCGAAAUGGUGCUUUUAUUUGGGAUAUUCAAAGGGGCAAAGUGGUACAGCGAUUUAGUGAGCAUGGAAAAAGUGGAAUAUUCUGCAUUGCCUGGAGUCAUAAAGAUUCUAAAAGAAUAGCAGCCUGCAGUGGUGAUGGUUUCUGUAUUAUUCGAACAGUUGAUGGUAGAGUACUGCACAAAUACAAACAUCCAGCUGGAGUGUUUGGCUGUGACUGGAGCCAAAACAACAAGGACAUGAUAGCCACUGGUUGUGAAGACAAAAACGUUCGUGUUUAUUAUGUAGCCACCAGCUCAGAUCAACCAUUGAAAGUAUUUAGUGGACAUACAGCAAAAGUGUUUCAUGUUAAGUGGUCUCCUCUGAGGGAGGGAAUUCUUUGCAGCGGUUCUGAUGAUGGUUCUGUUCGAAUUUGGGAUUACACUCAAGAUGCUUGCAUAAAUGUUCUCAGUGGACACACUGCACCUGUGAGGGGCCUAAUGUGGAACACUGAGAUUCCAUAUCUACUCAUAUCUGGCAGUUGGGACUAUACUAUAAAGGCAUGGGACACUCGGGAAGGAACCUGUUUGGAUACUGUGUGUGAUCACGGUGCAGAUGUAUAUGGUUUAACAUGCCACCCAAGUCGCCCCUUCACUAUGGCUUCUUGCUCUCGUGAUUCUACAGUGAGACUCUGGUCAUUAACAUCUUUAAUUACUCCUUUACAAAUAAAUAUUCUGGCUGACACAUCUUGGGAAGAAAUUAUCGGGAACACUGAUUAUGCUGUCGAACAAGGUGCUCCCCCUCGGAUGUGUGGUAAAAUGUCAAGAGAUAUCAAGCAAGAAAUAGAAAAGCUAGCUGGUAAUCCUCGAGUGAAAAAACUAAGACGGUUUUCAGAAUGCUUAUCUCCUCCAGGUGGUAGUGACAAUUUGUGGAACUUGGUCUCUGUGAUAAAAGGGCAAGAUGAUAGCUUACUUCCUCAGAAUUACUGCAAAGGAAUAAUGCACUUGAAACAUCUGAUUAAAUUUAGUACUUCUGAAGCCCAAGAACUAACAACAGUCAAGAUGUCUAAGUUUGGUGGUGGUAUUGGUGUACCUACAAAAGAAGAAAGAUUAAAAGAAGCUGCCGAAAUACACUUGAGAUUAGGACAAAUUCAGAGAUAUUGUGAACUAAUGGUUGAACUCGGAGAGUGGGACAAAGCUCUAUCCGUUGCACCAGGGGUCUCUGUGAAAUACUGGAAGAAGUUAAUGCAGAGGAGAGCUGACCAGUUGAUCCAGGAAGAUAAGGAUGAUGUCAUUCCAUACUGCAUAGCUAUUGGUGAUGUGAAAAAACUAGUCACUUUUUUUAUGUCAAGAGGUCAACUUAAAGAAGCACUGCUUGUCGCACAGGCUGCAUGUGAGGGAAAUAUGCAAACCUUACAUGUUUCUACAUCUAAAGGAGCUUCACAUUCUGAUGAUAUCUACAAGGAAGAUUUUAAUGAACUUCUGCACAAAGUCAGUGAGGAAUUGGCAGAAUGGUAUUUUCAGGAUGGUCGGGCAGUGCAAGCUGCAUGCUGCCAUCUAGCGGUAGAUAAUGUUGAGCUUGCUAUGGCAUACCUAAUUCGUGGAAAUGAACUGGAGUUGGCAGUCUCAGUGGGCACAGCACUAGGAGAACCUGCAGAACCAGCAACCCACUAUGCCUUAGAAUUACUGGCGAGAAAAUGCAUGAUGAUUCCAACAUGGAAUUUGGCAGCUGAUCUUCUCCUGAUGAUUCCUAAUAAUGAACUACAUUUAGUAAAACUCUGUGCUUUCUACCCUGGGUGUACUGAGGAAAUAAAUGAUCUUCAUGAGAAGUGCAAGCUACCCAUGGUAAAAGAAUGUAUGCAGUUAGCUGAGACAGCCCAUGCAGAUGGCAAUGUGUUUGAAGCUAUAAAAUAUUAUUUACUCUGUCAAGAACCUGAAAAAGCCCUUCCUAUUGGUGUUGGCUUUGUUAAAGACUGCAUCAGUAAUUCAGAUUGGACCUUGGAUACCAUUUACCCUGUUCUUGACCUAUUAAGUUACAUGCGUACUGAAAAAUUGCUCUUGCAUACAUGUACUGAAGCACGAAAUGAGUUACUCAUAUUAUGUGGUUAUAUUGGUGCUUUAUUGGCUAUCAAGAGAGAGUACCAAAGCAUUGUUCCAGCACUUUAUGAGUACACAAGUCAGCUAUUAAAACGUCGAGAAGUAUCAGUACCUUUAAAAAUGGAAAACCUUUCUGAGGAAUUGGAUGCUUGGAGAGCUUGCACACAGUUCACCAACCGAUCAUCAGAAGAAUCUCCAUGUACACCCCCUUCCGAUUUACAAAGAAUGGUUUAUGCAACUUUGUUAAAGAGAUUAAAAGAAGAGCCACUAAAAAGAAUUAUUGGACCAGAUUAUGUGACUGGAUCAAAUCUUCCAAGUCAUUCUGAUGUUCACAUCUCUUGUCUUACAGGAUUAAAAAUCCAGUAAUACUUCUGGGAAGGUAACACAAGUGGCUCCAAUCUACCCACCAUCCACACACCAACGAGGAUACUAUGCAAAAGACAACACUGACCACUGUCUAGACGGCAUGGAGAGUGAAUCACAGUUAUCCAGCUUCCCCCAAAGGAUGUGUAUUCUGACACAUUCCCAUCCUCUUGAGUUACGUGAGUUGAUAUUUGAACUUGUAUCACCAAAAGUUUACUUGAAUAAAUUGGCAAAUAUUUUUUCCUAUACUAACUUGUGCUUUUAUUAAAAAGAAUGAAUUAAAAGCCACUUCACUACUAAUAAACCAUUCUACUGCUAGCCUAAGAGAAGCCUUUUCCCAACAAGCCAGCGACAGAAUGCAGACAGAGGCCCGAGGCAGGCUCUUCUUUCACCUGUGCUCAAGAUGAGUCUCAUUGGGUUUGAAACAACUCAGCUUUUUCCAAGGAAAACGUACCUGGAUUCAAUUUUCUGCUUAAUUUUCUUUGCAACAUUUGUAAUACUAAGAGGAACUCUACUUUAAGUUCAUUGCUGA
Fukomys damarensis (Damara mole-rat) is the source of this 4444-nucleotide messenger RNA. RefSeq names its product WD repeat domain 17 (gene Wdr17). NCBI's taxonomy places the organism in Eukaryota, Metazoa, Chordata, Mammalia, Rodentia, Bathyergidae. Gene Ontology annotation, molecular function: protein binding. The transcript has 30 exons. The record is from RefSeq and is a predicted model, not a curated record. Bases 109 to 3915 code for a protein of 1268 amino acids.